UGUCAUGGGAUACAUUGGCAAAGAGGAUGUAUAUGUCGCUCAUGCUGGAGAUAGUCGUGUUGUGUUGGGCUCAAUGUCCAACAGUGGCUCGUGGGUGGCAUCUACACUCACCAAUGACCAUCAAGUAGGAAAUCCGAAUGAAAUGGCUACAUUGAAAAAGGAGCAUCCAGAUGAGUUGGAGACGGUUGCUUUUCGACAUUGUCUAGAUGGACCCCUUCGUGUUAUCGGUGGAUUAGUGCCUACUAGAGCUUUUGGAGAUGCUCGAUAUAAAUGGCCCAUGGCUGUUCAACAUAAAAUAAGUGCAUUGAUGAAAGGACUUCCAUCUCGACGUCGUCAGUGGCCCAUGCUACGCUACUGCUUGACUCCACCAUAUGUGCACGCUCGACCAGACAUAUCACAUGUGACAUUGACUCCUCAAGAUUGCUUUCUUGUGAUUGCAUCGGAUGGGCUGUUUGAAGAACUAUCCAAUGAGCAUGUCGUGAAUAUUGUGGGUGAUUUUCUCAACUCUUCACAAAACAAAACAAACUCUGCGCUUUAUGAAAUUCGACAUGAAAAUGUAGCCACACACUUGCUUCGCCAGGCACUCAAAUCUGGAAAGUAUGACGAUCGUCAUGUAUCACGAUUGUUGACUCUCAGACCCUCAGAAUGUCGCAAUUGGAGAGAUGAUAUUCUAAUUCAAGUUGUAUUCCUCAAACCUGCUCUCAAAUUUUUAAAUUCGACGUUAACACUGAACACAUUACCAAAAUUAAAGGAAUGAAUUGAUUUGAAUC
Molecule: messenger RNA, 770 nt
Organism: Batrachochytrium dendrobatidis JAM81
Lineage: Eukaryota; Fungi; Chytridiomycota; Chytridiomycetes; Rhizophydiales
Exons: 4
Coding region: 5-757 (250 amino acids)
Biological process (GO): protein dephosphorylation
Cellular component (GO): mitochondrion
Molecular function (GO): [pyruvate dehydrogenase (acetyl-transferring)]-phosphatase activity
Source: RefSeq, a predicted model, not a curated record